Molecule: messenger RNA, 1477 nt
Organism: Plutella xylostella (diamondback moth)
Lineage: Eukaryota; Metazoa; Arthropoda; Insecta; Lepidoptera; Plutellidae
Product: odorant receptor 43b
Biological process (GO): sensory perception of smell; detection of chemical stimulus involved in sensory perception of smell
Cellular component (GO): plasma membrane
Molecular function (GO): odorant binding; olfactory receptor activity
Source: RefSeq, a predicted model, not a curated record
AAAAAUAACUAAAGAUAUCUAUUCUAUUCUAUUCAAUUCUAACGAUAUACGCUAUUCAAACGACACUACCCACCUCUAUUUUGUAAUUAUCUACCGAAUCCCCUUCAUAAGCGAAGAAUAUCAAUUUCAACCACACUAGUGAAAUCACGACACGAACCAACACCCUCCACAAUGCUGAAACUAAUUCAAUCGAAAUUGGAAGACCCAAACGAGCCAUUUUUGGGCCCAAAUCUAAAAUCUCUACACUUUUGGGGCAUCAUCCUACCGAACAAUGCGUUCAAACGUAAAAUCUACAUGUGCAUGCACGCCUCUCUGCUUUUAUUCGCGUCAAUAGUCUACGUAGACAUCUGGUUCAUACGAUCCGACUUUGACCUUCUCCUUAAGAGCAUAAAAUACAAUCUUCUCACGACUAUAAACUGCGUGAAAAUCGUCACUUUCGUUGCAUGGCAAGGCGAGUGGUUAGAUGUCAUUAAAUACGUGUCGAACGCAGACAAAAAAUCGCGCGCGAAGAACAAUGAAGUGCAGAAUGGAAUCAUCCAAUCGUAUACGAGAUACUGCCGCGUAGUGACGUACUCCUAUUGGUUCCUGACAUGCUGCACUGUGCUCACGGUGGUGUUACAGCCAAUAGCGAAGUACUGUUUCUCUCCAGCAUACAGGGAGAGCGUGAGGAAUGGUUCGGAGCUGUUCGAUCAAGUGCUAAGUCACAAGGCGCCGUUUAACUACGACCAUGUGCCAGAGUACAUAAUAGCCCUAACCUACACGACGUGGGCCACAAUCUACGCUGGUGGCCUCAUCAACUCCUUCGACACCAUCUCUAUCUGCAUCAUGGUGUUCUUCAAGGGAGAACUGCAAUUGCUGGAGAACUCUUGCACGAUGCUGUUUGACGGUGGAGAUAAGGGUAGUGUCUUCAGGAAUGUGAAGGAGUGCCAGAAUCGACAUGCCGAGUUGGUGAAAUACGCGUCAGUGUUCAACGGCUGUCUAUCUCCCAUCAUGUUCUUGUACGUGCUCGUCACUUCAUUCGGCCUGUGUGCCAGCGUCUACCAGAUCACGAUCGAAACCAGUACCAUGCAGAGGCUCUUGACGGCUGAAUACGUCAUCUUUGGGGUCGCUCAGCUGUUGUUCUACUGCUGGCACGGCCAUGACGUCAUCCAUGCGAGCCAUUCGCCCAUGCGAGGAGUCUUCGAGAGCGGAUGGUGGAAACACAAUCACUGCAGGAAAGAGAUAUUACUGCUGACGGGUCAGCUGGACCAGAGAGUUUACUUCACCGCGGGUCCCUUCUUCAACCUGACACUCGGCUCCUUUGUUAACAUACUAAAAGGCGCUUACAGUUACUACACUCUGAUAACUCAAAAACAGUGAAAAAUCAUUCUAAUAGAGCUAAUGUAUCUACUAUUGAAAUUAUAAUUAACAUAAACAAUGUUCUACACUUAAUUAUUCAGAAUUUAUGGUAAAUAAAUAUUACUUAACUUCCCAAAAA